AUGGUGGUACUGUGUCAAGAUGGGGUUCGAGGCGUGAUUGAGAGCGCCUUCGCGGCCCUGGACGAAGUCUAUGUGCUGAGACACGACUCGAAUCAGUCACUGAAGAUGAGCACCAAUCAGAUCGCCUUCUUGGGCGAAUGGUCAGACUCGGUGGAGAUCAUCAAUUCCGUGGAAGUUCCGCCUGAUGUGGAAGCAAUUCUAGGGCUGGAACAGCUGGAGCAGCUGAGAGAAUUGGCUGGGAAAGCGCCCGUCCACCUCGAGUCCCUGCCCCAGGAGGGGUCCCGCGGAGCUUUGGCCCAGCUGGUAAUUGGCCCGAGCUCGGCCAAGGCAGUCAAGGAAGCAGUCGACACCAUUGUUAGUCACGUCGACGGGCUGGACUACCCGCCAAACAGCUAUGCAAAGGCGGCCAGUGAGAGCAACGCAGCGGUCGUUGCGAACGACAGCCUGGAUCCUGCCAGUGCGGGUGACCAAUGGAUUCCUCCUGCGGCCUCACUUCCUCAAACUUCAUCGGGGCUGUAUCCACCUGGGUCGCCACCCAUGAUGAUGGUUUGCCCGGUAUGGCCCGGCUCCAGCCCAGCUUGGUCAGAUUGGCCCGCGACAUCGACUUGGGGGUCAUCGGCGGCGACGGGGGCGGCAUUGCCUGCGGAGGAAAAUCUUUUGGCACCCUGGGCGGGUCAGCCGCAAACGGUGGAGGUGCCCAUAGACACGGAGCAGACGCCCGUGCAAGAGAUACCAUUGCGGUUAGAGUCAGGGCCUGCCAAAGAGGAGCGGCCGGGCGCCGCCCCUCCGUGGCGCAACAAGGAGCUCCCACCACCUCCUCAGAAGAAGCACGCCCCGGAGAAGAAGCCUCUGGAGAAGACGGAGGUCAGCGCUGGAACCACGGUGAAACGAUACAGGCCAUCUAGCUUGGCUGGGAAGCGACGCCGAGAGGCCAUGACUGUCAAGCAGGAGGUGGACGAGGACGAGGCCAGCGGCCUGAAGACCGCUGAGGAUAGCAGAGCACCCCAGGGAGUGGCGCCAGAGAGCCCGACCAACUCAGCUCAGGAUGAGGCAAACAAGACUGUCUUGUUUUGGGCGACUCAGCAGGACCAGUUCUCCAACCUCCCUCAGCUGCCUGACGGCUGGAUCAGGAUCCCUUCAAAAUCAGCAGGCAUAUACUACGUGAAUUUGGCAACCGGGAGAUCGACCUUUCGAUCGCCCUUGGAAUUACCACCAGGGUGGACGAAGGUGAUGUCCAAGAGCACAGGCCGAGAGUACUACUGGCACGCGGAGAAGCAGAUCUCGCAGUUUGAUUGGCCCACGGACUAG
Messenger RNA from Symbiodinium natans, 1308 nucleotides. Lineage: Eukaryota; Dinophyceae; Suessiales; Symbiodiniaceae. The record is from the annotation of a GenBank genome assembly.